Messenger RNA from Acanthosepion pharaonis, 861 nucleotides. Lineage: Eukaryota; Metazoa; Mollusca; Cephalopoda; Sepiida; Sepiidae. The record is from the annotation of a GenBank genome assembly.
AUGUGGCUAGAAAAGCUAAACCCGGACAUAGUUCAAAUUCUCGCCGCAUUAACUGAUGAAGUGGGCAUCGAAAAAUUAGCAGCAAUAGCAGACAAGAUUCUUGAUACCCGACCGACUCAUCACAUCGCCUCCGUCGUGUUGUCAAACGAUUCACUUCCAAACACAAAUCAACAAUUGCAAACCUUAGCAUCAGAAUCGAGGAAACUUUCCCUGCGUCUAGACGACAUCCAAAACACACCAAGCAGAAGUCGGAGCAACUCAGCGACUCGACACAGCAUUCAACGACGACGUUCAACAUCGCGGAGCCCCGACACCAUCAACGUGGUUUUUGCUGGUACCACGAGGUGUUCGGUGCGCGCGCAAAAAGAUUCCAACCGCCGUGUUCAUACCAAAGCACGCUCUCAACCAAGCAACAGGGAAACGACCAGCCUGGCAACAAUUAAAGGCCUCUUCUAUAUCCACGACCGCAACAGCAACCUCAAAUUUCUGAUUGACACAGGCGCACAGAUCAGCGUCAUACCGGUGAGCAACUGUAGCAAGUCGGUAACGACACCCAAGGAAGCUCUACUAAAAUUGCAAGCCGCCAACGGCACACCCAUUAGCACAUAUGACGAGUGCAUUAUGUCCUUCAACAUCGGUCUAAGAAGGGAAUUUACCUGGACCUUCAAGAUAGCCGAUGUUGAGACGCCAAUCCUCGGAGCGGAUUUCUUAGCGCAUUUCAACUUGUCUGUCGAGUUAUCCUCACGCACACUUACCGACACGCGCACUAGCAUACAACGCCGCGGGGCAUUGUCUAGGCAUUCGACGAUCGUUUUGACCGCGCUGAUACCGGGAACGAACGGCUACGAGAAUUUAUUCUGA